GGUUCUCUUUUCAUAAUUAAAAACAAAAAAAAAGAAGAAAUUUUCUCUUCGAUCCCACUUAUCUAUCAUCUUCCUCGACGAGCCAGCCCUGAAAUCGAUCAGCAGCGGGAUCUCCAUUUAUGUAAUGCAUCAGAAGAAAUCGGAAGCUCAGAUCGGAAAAGAAAGCAGCGGCGUCUCUUCCGAUUUCAACCCUUCUCCCCCUCUUCUUUUCUUCCCUCAGAUCGUCUCUCACCAUCAUCAUCAUCACCACCACCGCGAUCUCUCUUCCUCGGUCGCCCCUUACAAGCGCCCUCUCCUUACUCACCGGUUCUCUCCUACUCUCUCCCCUUCUUCCUCUUCGCCAUCCUCUUCUCAUUUUCUCUUGCUCAAAUCCUCUCUCUCCCGCUCUCUCCGCCGCUUCCCUCUCUUUUGCUUUCUCCUCCCUCUAUCUUACUUCCUCCUCUCCCACCCAACUCGAUCCGUCCUCGUCGAUUUCCUCUCCGCCUUUGUUUUCUCCGCCGCCCUUCUCUUCUCCCUGAAUCUCGCCCUCCCUCGCCUCCCUUCCAUCCGCCUGUUCCUCACGCGCUCCUUCACCUCCCCGUCUAGGACCCCUUUGCCCGUUUUCUGGUCCAUCGGCUCUCGUGCUAAAUCUGACAAGAGGGGAAGCUCCGGGUGUUGGGUCCAGGUCUUCAGCAACGGAGACGUCUACGAGGGAGAGUUUCACAAGGGCAAGUGCUCUGGUAGCGGCGUCUAUUACUAUUACAUGAGCGGCAGGUAUGAAGGUGACUGGGUUGACGGCAAGUACGAUGGUUUUGGUGUUGAGACCUGGGCCAGAGGCAGCCGUUUCAGGGGCCAGUACAGGCAGGGUCUUCGCCACGGUUAUGGGGUUUACAGAUUCUACACCGGAGACAUGUUCUCCGGCGAGUGGUCCAGCGGUCAGAGUCACGGUUGCGGAGUUCACACAUGCGAGGACGGAAGUCGCUAUGUUGGGGAAUUCAAGUGGGGCGUCAAGCAUGGUCUUGGUCAUUACCAUUUCAGGAACGGGGACGUAUACGCAGGAGAAUACUUUGCUGACAAGAUGCAUGGAUUCGGGGUCUAUGGUUUUGCAAAUGGUCACCGUUAUGAGGGAGCUUGGCAUGAAGGUAGGCGGCAAGGGCUGGGAAUGUAUACAUUCAGAAAUGGAGAGACACAGUCGGGCCAUUGGCAAAAUGGGAUCCUCGACAUUCCAAGCACACAAAAUACAACCUGUCCUGUAUCUCCUGUUGCAGUCAACCAUUCCAAAGUGCUAAAUGCAGUCCAGGAGGCACGGAGAGCAGCCGAGAAGGCUUAUGAUGUAGACAAGGUUGAUGAGAGAGUUAACAGAGCGGUUACAGCCGCCAAUAGGGCAGCCAAUGCUGCAAGAGUGGUGGCCGUCAAAGCUGCCCAGAAACAAUCUAAAAACACAGACAACUUUCCGAUUGCUGUCGUGUGAGCCAAUUCUACUACAUGAGCCAAGGAAGAAGCAGCCGUCAAGUUGACAAUUAUCAGCUCAGAAAGUGUAUUCUUUCGGGGGGUGGGGUGGGGGGGGGAGAGAGAAGCAAUCCAAAACCAUGUAUUGGUCGGUGGGUUUGUAUAAAAGAGAUGAAUAUGAUGCAAAUGGCGAGCAGCUACUCACACUCAAAAUCGUUUGACGAGGUUUUCUACCAGAGAUGAUCAAAACUGUCCAUCUUUGGGAUAUAUUCCAUGCAGCAGGAAGCAUGACUCUAUCUGGCCAUUUAUCACUAUUAGAUCAUCAACCAAUUACGAGUUAGUGAAGUUUUGGAAAUCUAUUGUAUGUUGUAUAUUGUGGGAGUAUAAAAUAGUGUAAGAAGAGCUGGUAUAAUGUAGUUUUCUGGGACUUCUUGUAUCAAGACAAUUUGCUUACACUGGAGGCUGCAGAUGUCAUCAUUGCUCUCUAGGCCGAGAGUUGGCCUGUUGGUGGUAAGGCAGGUAAUAGUGUUUGACAUGCCUAAUACCAUCAAGGAGUACAUACAUGUAAUUGGCAGGGCCUCUAGGAUGGGGGAGCAGGGCAGUGCCAUUUUGUUUGUGAAUGAGGACAGCAGAAAUCUAUUCCCUGAUUUGGUUGCAGCUUUAAAAAGUUGUGGAGCAGCCAUACCUAAGGAACUUAUCAAUUUUACAUCCAGGAAAUGCACAACAAGAAGAGGAGGGUUGGAUACUGAAUUGUAUGACCUCGAUCCGAAUGUAUGUUGUAGUAUUUCAAAGAAAGAAAUGAA
Messenger RNA from Eutrema salsugineum, 2231 nucleotides. Its product is annotated as radial spoke head 10 homolog B. NCBI's taxonomy places the organism in Eukaryota, Viridiplantae, Streptophyta, Magnoliopsida, Brassicales, Brassicaceae. The coding region runs from base 125 to 1450 and encodes 441 amino acids. The record is from RefSeq and is a predicted model, not a curated record. The transcript has 3 exons.